GUACAAACACGAGCUCUCUUUCCUUUCCCCCUCUUCUUGUUCUCAUCGCGUCUCGUCUCGUAUAUGAUUUAAUCCUGGCCUCUAGUUACCUGUCUGUUGUUUGUGCUCGAGUAGGUUCGAGGCAGCGGCGAAGCAGCGGCGACGAGGAAGGGAUCUGCGGUACCAAAAGUAAUUUUGUCGGGCCGAUUCUUUUCUUGUGAUCGUAUCAAAGGCGCGAAGUCAGUGGGUUGCCUUCUGUGUCGAGAUACUUAAGGUGAGGGAUUUGGUUUGGAGGGUUUGAGGAAAAGCAGCAAAGAUAGGUUUUUUGAGCUUAACGGUAGUCAAUUAUAUGUGCGCGGUUCUGUGAUGUCAUUUACAUACCUCUUGUGCCAUUUUCAUUCUCUGUUGCUGUUGUUACAAUUGAGUUAAGCCCGAUGUCAUUUCGAAGCAUAGUUCGUGAUGUAAGGGAUAGUUUUGGUAGUUUAUCAAGGCGGAGUUUCGAAGUAAGACUCUCAGGCUUUAAUGGGCGUCACAAGGGAAAGUCUCAAGUUGCUGGUCAUGAAGUACAUGAACCUAAUCAAGCUAUCCAACAAAGCUGCUGGGCUAGCCUUCCUCCUGAACUACUUCAUGAUGUAAUUAGAAGGUUAGACGAAAGUGAACCGACAUGGCCAUCUCGCAAGAGUGUGAUCUUUUGUGCAGCUGUUUGCAAAUCUUGGAGGCAGAUGUGUAAAGAGAUUGUUCAACGUCCAGAGCAUUCUGGGAAGCUCACUUUUCCUGUAUCUUUAAAACAGCCUGGAGCUCGAGAUGGGAUGAUCCAGUGCUUCAUUAAGAGGGAUAAGUCAAGGUCGACUUAUCAUCUCUAUUUAUGCCUUAGUCCUGCUGUGCUUGUUGAGAAUGGGAAGUUUCUCUUAUCUGCUAAAAAGAACAGAAAAACUACAUGUACAGAAUACACAAUUUCAAUUGAUGCUGGCAACAUAUCAAGGUCAAGCAGUGCAUAUAUUGGGAAGUUGAGGUCAAAUUUUGUUGGCACAAACUUCAGAAUCUACGACACUCAGCCUCCAUAUGAAGGGGCUGCUCUUUCUCCUCCUGGUGGAAUAAGCCGAAGAUGGUACUCAAAGAAAGUUUCACCCAAGGUGCCGUCAGGUAGUUAUCCCAUAGGUCAGGUGACAUACAGAUUGAACGUGCUAGGAACACGAGGACCACGAAGAAUGCAGUGUGUCAUGCACUCCAUUCCAGUAUCAGCACUCGUACCUGGUGGUACAGUCCCUGGCCAACCUGACAAUCUCGUUACACGCUCCUUGGAGGAUUCCUUCCGCAGCCUUUCAUCCAUUUCCUCUUACAUGGAUCAAUCCUCCGAAUUCAGCAGUGCUCGUUUCUGCAAUAUCACUCAAGAGGUACUUGCAGAGACUGAUGUCAAGAUGAAUCCAUUGGUACUCCACAACAAGCAACCUCGGUGGCACGAGCAGCUGCAAUGCUGGUGCCUCAACUUCCGGGGCCGUGUCACAAUUGCCUCAGUGAAGAAUUUCCAGUUGAUUGCAGCGACACAGCCGGCCACUGCCACUGCUAGCCUGGCAACUGCAUCACAGCCAGCUGCGCCAGGGCGGGACAAGAUCCUACUGCAGUUUGGAAAGGUUGCAAAAGACACUUUCACAAUGGACUAUCGCUAUCCGCUCUCCGCAUUCCAAGCUUUUGCCAUCUGUUUAAGUAGCUUCGAUACCAAAUUGGCCUGUGAAUAGAAUAAGAACUGGCAAACCAGGUACCCCUACCUGCUUCAUCUUUCUCAUUCUUGCCAUUGCCAUGUGUGUUGUGCAAAUUGGACUUGUAAUUCUGAACUGCUUAUUUGUCAAUGGGAAUGGUGUUUUGUGGACGUUCCAUGUGAUGCACCAACUGGCUGAAAGCAUGGAAACUGACAACAUGAGUAGGCAGUUCCCUGUAUGCUUUGAGCAUUUCCUGCUCAAUUGAUUGUUUUUAUUUUCUUGAUAACUAGUCAGUGUCAGUGAUUCUGAUGAACUGGCAGCCCA
Zingiber officinale is the source of this 2000-nucleotide messenger RNA. RefSeq names its product tubby-like F-box protein 8. The transcript is spliced from 6 exons. The record is from RefSeq and is a predicted model, not a curated record. NCBI's taxonomy places the organism in Eukaryota, Viridiplantae, Streptophyta, Magnoliopsida, Zingiberales, Zingiberaceae. Gene Ontology annotation, molecular function: protein binding. The coding region runs from base 414 to 1715 and encodes 433 amino acids.